Molecule: messenger RNA, 837 nt
Organism: Jaminaea rosea
Lineage: Eukaryota; Fungi; Basidiomycota; Exobasidiomycetes; Microstromatales
Product: Serine/threonine-protein kinase BUD32
Exons: 3
Coding region: 1-837 (278 amino acids)
Biological process (GO): protein phosphorylation
Cellular component (GO): nucleus; cytosol; EKC/KEOPS complex
Molecular function (GO): protein serine/threonine kinase activity; ATP binding
Source: RefSeq, a predicted model, not a curated record
AUGGCGUCGGCAGAAGCAGGACCCUCAUCAGCAUCUCCGCUCCUUCGUCUUCUCUCUGACCCUUCCUCGUCUACAUUGAUCAAGCAAGGAGCAGAAGCGAAAGUCUAUCGAAGCUAUCCCUGUGGUCCAGCCUCUUCCUCGUCGCCCCCAUCAUGGCUCCUCAAAUAUCGCUUUCCCAAGACGUACCGACACCCACAUCUCUCCCAGACAAUCACCGCACAGCGCACAGUAUCUGAGGCUCGAGCUCUAGUACGAUGUGCGCGAUAUGGCGUUGAAGUGCCGGUUGUGGAGCUCGUAGAUGAGAAGGAGGGGAUUCUGGCCCUCGAGUGGAUCGAGGGGGCUAGUGUCAGGGAGUGGUUAGGAGGAGGAGCAGAGGACGAUGAAAGCAGCGUGAGUACGCGAGGCGAAGUAUGCCUGCCAGCUACUCAUUGCACCAGGCUGAUCUCUCCCCUACCAUGUCCUUCAGUACAAUUGAUGACUGCAAUAGGCCAUCAACUAGCACUGAUGCACGCAGCGGACGUGAUACACGGCGACCUGACUACCUCCAACCUUAUGGUCCGCUCGACCCCCACCUCGUCAUUAUCAGCAUUCCGCGUAGUCCUAAUCGACUUCGGCCUCUCCUUCUCCUCGGCCUCGACCGAAGACAAAGCCGUAGACCUCUACGUACUGGAGCGGGCUUUUCUCUCUACCCACCCACACUCUGCUCACCUCUUCCAGAGAGUACUUGAGAGCUACGGCGAGAGGAUUGGACAACUUUGGCGGGACCCUUGGCGAGAUAUUCGCAAGCGGUUGGAUGAGGUGAGGAUGAGAGGUAGAAAGAGGAGCAUGGUCGGUUGA